Molecule: messenger RNA, 1501 nt
Organism: Malus domestica (apple)
Lineage: Eukaryota; Viridiplantae; Streptophyta; Magnoliopsida; Rosales; Rosaceae
Source: RefSeq, a predicted model, not a curated record
GUGACUGCCGAUAGAAGCGGAGAUGGUCAAAGAAGACGAACGUCGUGGGGGUGUGAGGGACAAUCCAAAUCGGGGUGAGGAGCAGAGGGAGAAAGCAAAAUCAGGGAAGAAAAGAGGAGACAAAGGGGAGGAGGAAGGGACUUCCACGCCCCCAGCAAUAGCUAGGGACUGCGGCUCUGGAUUUUGGCAAGAUUAGAGACACACACAGCAGUAAGAAUGGACUCUCAGAGAGAGAGAGAGAGAGAGAGAGAAAAUUAGCCUUAUGUCUGAUUUCUCACCUCACCAAUAUUAGAACACAGACGAUUUAAAUUAUCAUGCAAUAUAAAUACAGACCAGUAUUGCACCAACAAUUAUGGUUACUUCCCUCGCACGUAGCAGUCAUUCAGAGAGAGAUGGUCAUCCACGGCCACGCACUGUCUCUCGAUCCGAACACGCCGAUCUCACUUAAUCAAAACAAGAUUAAGGCCAUAACUCCAAUUAAUUAACUCUCUUUAAUCCUCAUUUUAAUCUAACUAGUUUCCCCUACCAACCAUGUCGUCCCUCGACUCCUUUCCCAACGCCGACGAAUCCCACGACCCCCACCGCCCAGCCCUUCGACGACGAUGCCUACAUGGGCUACGACCCCGGCCUCCCUUCCCAAAAUUACGACUCCUCCUUCAACACCGCUACCCACGACGACGACGACUUCUCCUCCUCCGCCGUCGACCCUCCCCCUCCUCUCCACUCUGGUUUCCAGGACGACGUCGUUCUCCCCGGUGGUGACAACAGCGCCAACGUUAAUCAGCAGCAGCACUCCCCCGAGGUAUACGGCUUCGGCGUUUCCACUCCUAACCCGGAAUUCGUGUCACCUUUUGAUUCGGCGGUGCCCGAGGACAAUGGCGUAGGCGGUGGCGGCGAUGGUGAUGACGGGGACAUUUUCGCCUCUAGUGAGCCGGUGCUGCCUCCGCCGGAGGAGAUGCGAGAGGAAGGCUUUGCUCGCCGUGAGUGGCGUCGGUGAGCUCAGAUCCUAAUUUGUUGGCUUGAAUUCAUACUAUUUACUUGCAAAACUUCUGCUAAUUAUGACACGAUGAAAUUAACUAUUUGAUUAGGUUGUAUUUAAAAUGUGUUUAAAGAUUAAUAAUGUUGUGCAAUGUGCAUGCAUGGGAUUCAGGGGCUUAAUAACAUCUAGUUUAAUUUGAUUUCUGUAUCUGUGAUUCUGUGCUCAUUACCUUUUGUUCUUAGUUUGGGGUCUGAAUUAAUGACGUUGGGAUUUGUCCUUGUGUUUGAUAAUUGGGUUAUGCCUGUAAACCGCAUUUACUGUGUCUGAGUAUUGUGUGGGUGUAAAUUUGAAAUGGGGAGAGAGGACGUGCUCGUACGGUUCAAAGAAGGGUAUGAUCAACUCGUUGAUUGUUGGGAACUUUAAACUGAGCUUUGAUCUUGACUGAAUCCUUGCAUAAGUUGUUGAAUUUUUUCGUUAAGCUGAUUCCGAUCGUUGCUAUGGGAAUGAAUGGCAAGUCACAGA